UGUUCGGGCAAGUCUACCCUGACGGUUACAAACUGCAGUUCCACCUUAGGAAACAAUUUGAAAUGUUGUUGUGGCUUUUCCAUUUCACGUUAUCUACGAUCUGAGCGUCGGGUAAAAUUUGUAUCACAUUUUUACGAGUCGAGGAGGACCCUCCUCUCCCAGAUAAGUCCUCAGUUCGGCGGGGAAAACGCGGCUCGGCUGAGAGAUGUCGUGCGAAGAAAGCUACUUGGCCAUCAUACGCUAUCUGACUGAUGAACGGGAGCCAUAUGCGCCGGGGACGCCGGGCAAUACCAAGAGGAAAAUACGCAAAGCGGCGACCUGUUACGUUGUUCGAAACGGGACUUUGUUUUAUCAGCGUCGGCUGAAGGGCCAGAAUGAUUUCACAGAGCUGGAGGUGGUGCUGCAGGACGGCCGGAGGAAGGAACUUAUCAACGAGGCGCACAUAAUCGAAGGAGGGGUGCACCUCAACCAGCAACUCACCUGGGAGUCCAUCUCUCAGAAGUACUGGUGGAGAGGUAUCCUGAAGCAUGUCAAAGACCACAUCAGAGAGUGUGCUCAGUGUCAGAGCAGGCGGAGCGCCGACGACAUCUCCGGACCUCGUCUGAUCUCGCGGCCGGGGAGACGCAGGACGGCUGCCAACGUAAACGAUGAGGAGGACGAGGAAGAGGAGGAAGAAGAGGGAGAUGACGGUUUAUUCGUCAGUGACUCGUCCUGUCAGCUGAGAUCCAAGCUGGCCAAGACGAUGGCCAAGCACGAGCUGGUCUUUGUGGACAGCAAAGGUGAGGUGAAUCAGUUCCUGCCUAAACACAGCCAAACCAUGUUGGAAAAACUCAACCAGCAGCGUCUCAGCAACCAGUUCUGCGACAUCACCCUGCUGAUCGAGGGGGAGGAGUACCGCGCACACAAAGCCGUUCUGGCGGCGUGCAGCGAGUACUUCCACGAGCUCUUUUUUGAGAAGGGGGCCGUCUCCACACACGAGGCCAUGGUCGACCUCUCCGGCUUCACCAAAGCCAGCUUCCUGCCGCUGCUGGACUUUGCGUACACCUCCCUGCUCACGUUUAAUUUCUGCAUAAUGGCGGAUAUCGCCAACCUGGCCCGCCAUUUGCUGAUGACUGAGGUGCUGCAGAUAUGUGAGUCAGUGCACAGGCAGGUGGAGGAGCAGAAGCUGACGGUGUACCAAAGAGGAGACGUGCACACCGUGAUGUCGAGCCAACCGGCUUCUCAGGAGGGCUUAAAGGACGAGUCCGGCGCCUACGUGGUCACCAUACAGGGUGAGCGGGGGGCGGUGGUCACCCACAGCGCCGUGGCUGUGACAGGCGAGCCCUUAGCCUUUGUUGCACCUUCUGGAGAGGCCUACAUCCAGCAGCCGAUGACCGUUGUCACUGAAGCUGUAGAGGGAGACAAAGAGCAUCAUGGGGAGGCUGGACCAAAUGAAACCGUGACCCUGAUCACUCACAGUGGACAGGCCGAGCCGGGAGAGACCGUCACGCUCAUCUCUCGCAGUGCAGAGGACAUGGAGGGGGAGACGAUGACCGUGGUCACCCACAGUGGGCAGGCCGGAGCCAGCGAGUCUCUCGCCGUGGUGUCGGCGUGCCUGGCGAUGGAGCAGCCGCAGGUCGCUGAAGCAGGAGCCUUCGUCAUAAAUGUGGAUCCGGACAACGUGAGCCCCCCAGAGGUCGUCAAACUGGCACCCGAAGCAGCGAGGUCGCCUCAGGAGAAGACAGAAUCAGCACCCGUUCCCCAGAAACGCAAACGAGGGCGUCCGGCCAAGGUGAAGAAGGAGGUGGAGGUGGAGGAGUUCAUGCCCCUGGAGGAGGAGGAUCCCUCCAAUGAUGAAGGCCACGGAGACAAGCAGGACGUCACGUCAGAUGAUCCCAACAAAAGACGACUCAGGCAGCGCUCUAUUGCUGAGGGCGGUUACGCACGCUUGCACAUGGGGCUGGAGGAUGAAGAGGAGGCCAAGAAAGGUUCAACGCCGCCGCGAGCCGCCACGCCGAAGGUGGGUGUGAGGCCAGGGAAGAGAGGAAGACCACCAAAGCAGCCCGUGGAGACUCAAGCUGAAGGUCAGUCUGAGUCUGGAUCAGGGGCGGAUCCAGAAGCGAGCGCGGUGGAGAUCGUCCAGACCGGAGAGCUCAGCACAGACGACGCUGGGACGAAGGCGGCAGAGCCGGAACCUGGAGCCAAGCAGGAUAAAACCCCGUCAGAGAGCGCCGUCGACGGGGAGCACACCUGCUCCGAGUGCGGCAUGUCCUUCCAGAGACGCUACUCUCUCAUCAUGCACACUUUAAAACACGAGAAAGCUCGCGGAUACAAGUGCAGCCUGUGUAGCAAAGAGUUCCAGUACGCCGCCUCUCUCCGCGCCCACCUGGCCCGACACAAGCAGCAGAGCAGCCAGCGAGCCGCCGUCGCCGUACCCACCGUAGAGCAGAGCUCCGACGCCAAGGUGGAGAGCGAUCUGGACGACAAGAAUUUAUCGCCGCACACUAAAAGAGAAUUCGUGUGCGACAUCUGCGGGAAGACCUUACCGAAGCUCUACUCCCUGCGGAUCCACAUGCUGAACCACACGGGCGUGCGGCCGCACUCCUGCAAGGUCUGCGGCAAGACGUUCACCCACAAACACAGCCUGAAGAUGCACAGGGCGCUGCACGACGUCAGCAAACAGUUCCAGUGCGAAUUCUGCAAGAAGUCUUUCGUCAGCAAGCGGAGCAUGGAGGAGCACACCAGCAUACACACAGGUGAGUCAAAGUACCUGUGCACCACCUGUGGAGCCACUUUCCAUCGGGCCUCAGCUUUGAGUAAACACCUGAAGAAGCACCAGCCCAAACCUGACGUCCGUCCGUUCGCUUGUGCUCACUGUGAUAAGAGGUUCUACGAAGCGAAAGAUCUCCAGCAGCACAUGAACAAGCACAUGGGCCUGAAGCCGUUCCAGUGCCAGGUGUGCGGGAAGUGCUACAGCUGGAAGAAGGACUGGUACUCCCACGUCAAGUCGCACAGCGUGGCCGAGCCGUUCAAGUGUAACGUGUGCGGGAAGGAGUUCUUUGAGAAGGCUCUGUUCAGGAGGCACGUGAAGAAAGCGACGCACGGGAAGAAGGGGCGAGUAAAGCAGAACCUGGAGAGGGAGUGCGAGCAGUGUGGGAGGAAGUUCACCCAGCUCCGAGAGUACAGGCGCCACGUCAACAACCACCAGGGUGUGAAGCCAUUCGAGUGUCUGACCUGCGGCGUCGCCUGGGCCGACGCCCGUUCCCUGAAGCGACACGUCCGCACGCACACGGGAGAGCGGCCGUACGUGUGUCCCAUGUGCCAGGAAGCGCACAUCGACGCGCGCACUCUCCGCAAACACAUGGCCAAGUAUCACAGCGACAACCUGCCCGGGAAGAUCAUGCUGGAGAAGGACACCCUCCAGUUCCACAACCAGGGCACCCAGGUGGAGCACGCCGUCAGCAUCCUGGCGUCCGAGCUGCCCCCGGAGCUCCGGCCGGCCCAGCAGCAGCCCUCGGAGGAGAUCGAGACGGUGCUGAUCACCGAGGAGACGGUGGAGGCCGUGGAGGCCGUGCAGGCCGUGGAGGGCGACGGCGCGGUGGCGACGCUGUCGGAUCAGGGCAUCAUGCAGGUCGUGAACUACGUCCUGGCCCAGCAGGCACUCACAGGGACCAAGCUGGAGGAAGCGCCCGAGGUGAUUCAGACCAUGGAGGUGGAGGUCGCUCACGUGGCCGAGGUCGAGUAGCUUUGUGCCGGGAUUCAAACAGACUGAUCAUUUUCAACAGUCUGUGUAAAAUAUAACAGAAUGUAUAAAGUUUUUUUUUUUUUUUUUGUUGAAUGUAAAUACUGUAAGUGAACUGCGGAGGAUCUGAGUCUGGUCAGCUCAGAGCUGAGUGUUGGAUGAGUCACAUUUCUGUUUCUUUGUAAAUAGACAUUAACAAUAUUUACAGAUGUAUGAAAUGUGGCACUCAGGAGAAAUAAAGGUAGGAACUGACAGGCGACGCCGCCUGAAAGCAUUUCAUCUUGUCACGUUUCCACCUGAUUGCUUUUGUUGCUGACGCUGACCUCGCAGGUCUUUACUCCCCCUAGUGUCGGCUUGAGGGAUCAGCACAGAGUCAACAUGUAGAGUGUGAAGUGUGAUGCUUAAAUUUAAUAUUGAGUUUGACCCCCAGAAUCUAAAUGUGAUCUGGUCAUUGUUCAGAAAUCUCAUGUUUUUA
This is a messenger RNA of Chelmon rostratus (copperband butterflyfish), 4196 nucleotides long. RefSeq names its product zinc finger and BTB domain containing 11 (gene zbtb11). The transcript has 10 exons. Lineage: Eukaryota; Metazoa; Chordata; Actinopteri; Chaetodontiformes; Chaetodontidae. Gene Ontology annotation, cellular component: nucleus. Gene Ontology annotation, molecular function: protein binding; DNA-binding transcription factor activity, RNA polymerase II-specific; RNA polymerase II cis-regulatory region sequence-specific DNA binding. Gene Ontology annotation, biological process: regulation of transcription by RNA polymerase II. The record is from RefSeq and is a predicted model, not a curated record. The coding region runs from base 206 to 3724 and encodes 1172 amino acids.